AUGCGCAAGAGAAUUGAGAAGGAGAUAGUGCAAAUACGUAAGGACUUUGAGUUAGCGCGUGAUUGUCAUGCUGAAAUGUACGAACACACAGACGAAAGCCAAGCGUCAACAAUGGACGAUUGGGAAGACACAUUAACAAGUGAUUUCUACGACGUCGAAGAAAGCGCAAAGACUUUCUUCAGUCUCCCCUUUUACAUGAACACGCUAACUCAACGUCUUCAAAUAACGAACAGAUUCUCGAGCAGCCAGCAAGCAGUAAUACUAGCCCUGUAGAAAACCUGUUCAUGAAAUGCCUGGGGAAGCUGCGCUUCAAGAGGCGGCAGUUGGGGACGAAGAGGUAAUAAGUGGUAAUAACACAAUUAUAUCGGACGGUGGUGUAUCGCAAGAUUUAGCAUGUAAUUCCGCAUGCCAGAAACCAGCGACUGUGUUUCUCCUGUUUAAAUCGAGGUCGCGUAACGAAAGAUUGUAAAUCGAAAGAAAGGUGUGGCGCAGAUGGAUGUUCGUGUUCCCACAACCGCCUACUUCAUGGAGGAUCCUUGCCAAAAUCACCUGCUCCACGCAUAAGUUCAGCAACAUCUGCUCUUGAUAAGGACAGUAUCAUGCCUGUGGUGAGGGUUCGGUUUAGGUCUGCGAACGGGAAAACUCGUGAAGGAAAUGUUCUUGUUGACAGUGGCACUGGCACCACCGUGAUCCAUAAAGAAUUCGCAAGAGCUCUCGGUCUUCAAGGAAGAAAAGAAAAAAUCGAUAUAGCAGUCGUCGGCGGUAAAAAGAUCACUCAGAGGGACAGUCGUAGAGUUAAGCUAUGGAUCUCCCCCCUAAACGGGAAUGAGUCAUACCCAGUCGAAGCACAUGAAAUCGACCAUACAAUUAUUAAUGUUCCAGCCCUCGACCGCACCUGGCUAAAGUCGUUUGACCACCUCAGUGAUAUUGAGUUCCCUCACAGCACCGGUCCAAUUGACCUAAUACUCAGGGUCCAGUACUGUCAUCUCCAUGCUGAAAGUGAAGUUCGACAAGGCCUGCCAUUUCAACCUGUCGGCAAGAAGACAAAGCUCGGAUGGCAUGUGAUUGGUCCAGACAACGCGAAAGAAUCAACUCCCAGUUACUUAAACUUUGCCAAGAAAAUCGAUCUGGACAGGUUUUACGACUUUGAGACCCUAGGAAUUUGUGCACCGGACUGCACCUGCCCUCAAGAAACCAUGUCUCAAGAUGGAAAAAGGGCAGUUGAACUGUUUGAAUCCUCCUGCGAAAGGCUAGACGGGCGAUUUGUCAUUUGUCUUCCGUGGAAGAAAGAUCCUCCCCAGCUUCCUAACAACUACCUUUUAGCCAAGCAGUGUCUUGAGGCAUUAGAAAGACGUCUAAUGAAAAAUCCAGUUCAAGCAAAGACCUACACUGAUGCUAUUGAAGAGUACAAGAAGAACGGAUGGGCACGGAAAUUGAACGAAGAAGAAGUAAAAGAUUACAAAGGUCCUGUCUAUUACCUACCACAUCACGGAAUAUAUCGUCCAGAAAAGAAACGUGCGCCUUUGAGAAUUGUGUUUGAUCCAGCCUGCCUGUAUAAAGGAGUUUCGCUUAACUCAUUCUUGUAUAAAGGUCCUUGUCUCAUCGGAAAUCUGUUGGGAGUCCUGCUUCGUUUUCGAGAAGAACCAAUCGCGUUCGCUGGUGACAUUUCCAAGAUGUUCCUGCAGAUUCUUCUACCUGAAGGAGAUUAUUGCCACGUCCAUCGGUUUCUGUGGAGAGUCAUUGACACAACACAAGAGCCAUCGAUUUAUUCCCUCCUUCGCGUAACCUUCGGUGACAAACCCUCCCCAGACAUGGUGAGCUUCGUAAUGCUGAAGAUUGCAGAAGAGAACAAAGAGAGUGCACCUGAAGCCUCAAAGAUCCUAGAGCGAGAUAGAUACGUGGACGACUUAAUCCAUUUGUGUCUUCAACACAAGAUGCCAUUCAGAGGAUGAGAGAAAUCGAUGAGAUCCUCAACGCAAGUGGCUUCAACAUUAAAGAAUGGCAUUGUUCGUCCAAGCAAUUGCAAGAAACAACUACAGAGGGAAACAAGAAAGAAACAAGGCCCAUUGAUACAAAUCCCCAUCCGACCAAUCAAGUUCCUGGAAAGGAAGAAGAGAAGCAUGAAGCAAACGAUGUUAGUUUAGACAAAGAAAAGGGCGUCAAAACCCUUGGUGUUUCCUGGAAGCCAAAUGCAGAUACUAUCUAUGGUGUUUCCUGGAAGCCAAACGCAGAUACUAUCUACUUUCAAAUUAAAUUCAAACGAACAGACGUCUACACAAAGCGAACGAUUCUUUCGAACAUCGCGAGAUUGUUUGACCCACUAGGUUUGGCCACUGCUGUCACAAUAAAUGAGAGAAUAGCGCUUCAAGAAAUUUGGAAGAUGAAAAAUAUUGAUUGGGAUGACCCGUUGCCUACCAAGUUACAACUGGCGUGGGCGAAGGUGUUCGACGAAAUAGAAGAUUUGACCAGCAUACAGUUUCCAAGGUCCCUACACAACCCAAAGAUUCACUUGGUUUACCAGAGUUACACGUAUUCGCUGACGCGAGCAUCCUUGCCUAUGGAGCCGUAG
This is a messenger RNA of Paramuricea clavata, 2569 nucleotides long. NCBI's taxonomy places the organism in Eukaryota, Metazoa, Cnidaria, Anthozoa, Malacalcyonacea, Plexauridae. The record is from the annotation of a GenBank genome assembly.